Erythranthe guttata (spotted monkey flower) is the source of this 3626-nucleotide messenger RNA. Its product is annotated as C2 calcium/lipid-binding plant phosphoribosyltransferase family protein. The record is from RefSeq and is a predicted model, not a curated record. Lineage: Eukaryota; Viridiplantae; Streptophyta; Magnoliopsida; Lamiales; Phrymaceae.
AGAAAAAACAAAGAUAGAAAGCAUGAAAUAUUCUUCUUCCUUUUAUAGAUUCCCCAUUUUAUCCAGCAUAUUUUACACCUUUGUUUCUUUUCUGCACCACCUUUUCAAAUUCCAACCAUAUAAUCUUGAUUAACUCUAUGAUGCACCCCUGAAUCGUAUGUAUACGACAUGCAUACGUAUACGUAUACAUUUACUUGCACAAAUGUAUAGAUAUAAUCACAGAAGACACAUGCACAAGAGAAUCAGAAGAGAUAUAGGGUGUAGACAGCCAAACCUUUCUCUAAAUAACCCAAUGCUAUCUCCACUACUUAGUAUUUGUCCUUCACCUCUCUUUCUCUUCUUCUUCUUUACUCCCACUCUCUCUCCUCUUUCUUAACAACCUUCUUUCAGACAUAGCUUCUCACCUGUCCAAAUUUCCAUCACGAACUUUUGUCUGAAUAUCAAUCGUAUCACUAAAAUGGCUAAACUUGUGGUUGAAGUUCUUGAUGCCAAUGAUCUCAUGCCUAAAGACGGUCAUGGCAGCGCAAGCCCUUUUGUCGAAGUAGAAUUCGACGGGCAGCGCAAAAGAACUUCGACAAAACCCAAAAGCCUCGAUCCAUCUUGGAACGAGAAGCUCGUUUUCAAUAUCAAGUACCCCAAAUAUUUAUCCACUCAAACUAUCGAAAUUUUCGUGUACAACGACAAUAAGCACGGUCACCACAGGAAUUUUCUGGGUAAAGUUUGUAUAUCUGGCAUGUCCGUAUCUUUCUCCGAGCACGAAUCGGUUGUUCAGAGAUACCCUCUAGAUAAAAGAGGAAUAUUUUCUCACGUCAAGGGCGAUAUUGCCCUAAAAGUACAUGCACUAGUGCAUGGGGGUGAUAAUGGAGAUGGAGAGAGUGAUGCUACUCCAUUAAAGGAGAUUAGUAAUAACGAGUUCGAUGAUGACGAGCAUUAUUACAAGGAAAGUCGUGACAAGCACAAGAAGAAAAAGAAAGAAAGAGAACUGAGAACCUUUUACUCUCUGGGGGGAGGUUAUGGGGGCGGCGACCACCCUCAGCCGUUUUUUGUGGAGCCACGGAGUGAUUUUGCUUUGGCGGGGUCGCCUUCCGCCGCCGCCACUGUAAUGAAAAUGCAAGCUCCGGCGGGGCAGAAGCCUGAGUACGGGCUGGUGGAGACAAGGCCGCCUCUGGCGGCAAGAAUGGGGUAUUGGGGAAGAGACAAGAGUGCGAGCACUUACGAUAUGGUAGAGCCGAUGAAUUUCUUGUACGUGAGUGUAGUGAAAGCUAUGGACCUCCCAUCAAAAGAUGUUUCCGGAAGCUUAGACCCGUACGUGGAGGUGAAAGUCGGGAACUACAAGGGGGUGACUAAGCACUUUGAGAAGAACCAAAACCCCGUUUGGAACAGCGUAUUCGCCUUCUCGAAGGAGAGAUUACAGAGCAGUUUGAUCGAAAUUACGGUCAAAGAUAGGGAUGUUUCGAAGGAUGAUUUUGUUGGAAAAGUAGUGUUUGAUGUGCCAGACGUGCCUCAGAGAGUGCCGCCCGAUAGCCCACUUGCUCCUCAGUGGUACAAACUGUUGGACAAAAAGGGGGAGUUGAUCAAAAGAGGUGACAUCAUGCUUGCUAUCUGGAUGGGGACACAAGCUGACGAGGCGUUUCCAGACGCUUGGCACUCCGACGCGCACAAUGUAAGCGAGCAAAGCCUCAGCACCACGCGAUCAAAAGUGUACUUCUCGCCAAAACUGUAUUAUCUUAGGGUCCACGUUUUUGCAGCACAAGAUCUUGUUCCGGCAGAUAAAUCUCGACCGCCCACGGAUGCAAUUGUAAGGGUGGAGGUCUGUAAUCAGGGCAGGACCACUAGGCCUUCUCAAAUGAAGAGCGUCAAUCCAGAGUGGAAUGAGGAGCUCAUGUAUGUGGCGUGGGAGCCUUUUGACGAGCUUAUCGUUGUCAGUGUGGAGGACAAUAAUGUCACAAUCGGAAGGGUUUUCAUACCUCUCCGGAAUGUUAAGCUGACGGAGACUUCUAAGAUGCCCGAUGCUCAGUGGUUUGCUCUCCAAAAACCUGCUGCGGCGGAGGACCAAAUCGAGAUGAAAAAAGAUAAAUUCGCGAGCAGGGUUCUUCUCCGACUCAGCAUAGAUUCCGGUUACCAUGUACUCGACGAGUCCGCGCACUUCAGCAGCGAUCUUCAGCCGGCAGCCAAUCAGCUGAGAAAGCCAAGUGUUGGAAUUCUUGAAGUAGGGAUUUUGAGCGCUCGAAAUCUGCAGGCGAUGAAAGCGAAAGACGGUAAAUUAACUGAUGCGUACUGCGUGGCAAAGUAUGGGAACAAGUGGGUUCGAACAAGAACGCUUCUCGACAAUCUGCACCCCGUUUGGAAUGAGCAGUACACCUGGGAGGUCUACGAUUCUUGCACUGUAAUAACAAUCGGGGUUUUCGACAACUGCCACAUCAGCGGCGGUGAUGCGAAGGAUCAGAGAAUAGGAAAAGUGAGGAUCAGGCUCUCCACUCUCGAAACCGAUCGAGUCUACACACAUGCAUACCCACUGCUGGUUUUAACUCCCUCUGGUUUGAAGAAAAACGGGGAGCUCCACCUGGCGGUACGCUUCACUUGCACAGCUUGGGCGAACAUGGUAGCACAGUACGGUAAGCCGUUGCUGCCAAAGAUGCAUUUCGUUCAGCCCAUACACAUUAAACACGUUGAUCUAUUAAGGCACCAGGCGAUCAACAUAGUGGCAGGAAAGCUGGCCAGGGCUGAGCCGCCGCUCAGAAACGAGAUCGUCGAGUACAUGCUGGAUGUGGACUACCACGUGUUCAGCCUUCGAAGGAGCAAAGCCAACUUCCACCGCAUUAUGGCGCUCGUUUCUCAAAUUCAAUACAUAUACACCUGGUUUGAAGGCGUCUGCCACUGGAAGAACCCCGUAACAUCAAUCCUAGUUCAUAUGUUGUUCUUGAUACUGGUGUGCUACCCUGAGCUGAUCCUACCCACGAUUUUCCUCUACUUUUUCGCCAUCGGCUUGUGGAACUUUCGGGUCAGGCCCACGGGCCCACAUCACAUGGACGCUCGUCUUUCACAAGCGGAUAAUGCUCAUCCAGAUGAGCUGGACGAGGAAUUCGACACAUUCCCGACUACUAAGGUGACUGAUGUUGUUAAAAUGAGGUACGAUAGGAUGAGAACAAUUGCAGGGAGAGUUCAAAGUGUGUCGGCAGAUUUAGCAACACAAGCAGAGAGAGUGCUUUCUGUGUUGAGCUGGAGGGAUCCCAGGGCUACAGCAAUCUUCAUAGUCUUUUCAUUGAUAUGGGCUGUGUUUCUAUAUGUUGUACCUUUCCAGAUUGUUGCUCUGCUCGUCGGGCUUUAUAUUUUGCGCCAUCCGAAGUUGAGGUACAAGUUGCCGCCAAUACCUGUCAAUUUCUUCAAGAGGCUGCCAUCCAGAUCAGACUCCCUUCUCUGAGAAAGAAACAGAAAAGAAACAGUUAUUUGGUGAAUAAAUGCAGCAAGUCUAUAGAGCUGCAGCAGCAAAAAAGUGAAGUUUCAUCACUUACCAGAGAGCCAUAUUUUCUUCUAUGUUUCCCAAUUUCAUGUAUUCAGCAUAACAAUUUUUAUAUUUUUUCCCUUGUGUUCACUGAUUUUGAAUAAGAUGGAGAUGUUAAGUGCAA